Messenger RNA from Tricharina praecox, 2052 nucleotides. Its product is annotated as acyl-CoA dehydrogenase/oxidase. The record is from RefSeq and is a predicted model, not a curated record. The coding region runs from base 307 to 1860 and encodes 517 amino acids. Gene Ontology annotation, molecular function: flavin adenine dinucleotide binding; oxidoreductase activity, acting on the CH-CH group of donors. The transcript has 4 exons. NCBI's taxonomy places the organism in Eukaryota, Fungi, Ascomycota, Pezizomycetes, Pezizales, Pyronemataceae.
CAUUCUCGGCCCAGGUGAAAGCUCGGUAUUUUCACACGCGAAAUCCAGCGCUGCCCCCCCACCGCCAGGCCGCCAGCCAAACAAACACGCGGAAUUUCAGAAGCAGAGGGGGAUCAUCGAUCACAAGGGAUAAUAAGCAAGGGAAAAGGUCUCGGCAACGUGUUACUGGCACAUGAUGGCCAUAUUUAUAUCUCCGUCUUCCCCGCAAAAUUAUUAUCCCGCUCGUUCAUUCAUUCCCACGCGCCCUCCUUGACCUCUUCUCCUCGCCCUCAUCGUUAUCACCGCCGCGUUAGACUACCUACAGCAAUGGAGCCUCUCCCCAUCCCCGAAAAGACCUACACCCUCGAAGAGGUCGCAAAGAACAACACCGAAGACUCGCUCUGGGUGAUCAUCGACAGUCUAAUCUACGAUGUAACCGACUUCGCGCUCGGGCACCCAGGCGGAGCGCACGUCCUGCUGCAAGUGGCUGGCACAGACGCCACACGCGACUUCUACUCGAUGCACCGGCACGAAGUUCUCAGCAAGUACCGCAGCAUGAUUAUCGGGCGGGUGCACAACAAGACUCCGCAGAUCGUGUCGCGCGGAAUCGGCGAGCUCUCGACGGUCCCCUAUGCAGAGCCCACGUGGCUCAUCCCCGCCUUCAAGAGCCCGUACUAUACCGACUCCCACAGGAAGCUGCAGAAGGAGAUACGGGUCUUUGUCGAUACCAUCUUAAGGCCGGAGGCGCUGAGGAUCGAGGAGGCGGGACUGUACCCGAGCCAGGAGUUUUUCUUGAAGACGGCGGAGUUGGGGAUCACGCCGAUGCGGCUGGGCCCCGGAAAGCAUCUGCUGGGGCGGAAGUUGUUUGGCGGCGUGAAACCCGAGGAGAUGGAUUACUUCCAUGAGUUGGUUCUGAACCAGGAGAUGGCACUGACGCACGGCCGCGCGUGUAAUGACGGCUUUGGCGGUGGUAUGGUGAUUGGUCUGCCGCCGGUCAUGAACUUCUGCUCGAAUAAAAAGCUGCAGCAGGAGGUUAUGGAUGAGGUGCUCAGUGGGCGGAAGAUGAUUGCGCUGGCUAUCACUGAGGCGUUUGGAGGCAGUGAUGUCAUCAAUGGACUCCGGACGACGGCGGUGAAGAGUGCGGACGGAACUCACUACGUCGUCAACGGUACCAAGAAGUGGAUCACCAACGGCUGCUUCGCCGAGUACUUCACCACCGCCGUCAAGACAGACAAGGGUCUGAGUGUUCUGCUCAUCCCUCGGGGCGAGGGCGUCGAGACCACGCAAAUCAAGACCAGCUACUCCAGCGCUGCGGGAACAGCCUUCGUCACAUUCGACAACGUCAAAGUCCCGGUCGAGAACCUUCUCGGCAAGGAGAACCAAGGGAUCAAAGUGAUCCUUUCUAACUUCAACCACGAGCGCUGGGUGAUGACAUGCGCCGUCGUGCGCGUAACCCGUCUGAUUAUCGAGGAAUGUCUGAAAUGGACCAACCAGCGCCAAGUCUUUGGCCGUCCGCUCAUCUCGCAGCCUGUCAUCCGCGCAAAGCUGGCGCGCAUGAUCGCCCUCAACGAGAGUUGUCAGGCGUGGCUCGAGAACGUCACACACCAGAUGUGUCACAUGACGUACGCGCAGCAGAGCACGCUUCUGGCCGGACCUAUCGCCCUGCUGAAGACUUUUGUCACUCGUGCCGCCCAUGAUGUGGCCGACGAUGCGGUGCAGAUCUGGGGAGGGCGUGGAUUGACUAAGGGAGGGAUGGGGAGGGUUAUCGAGAGUUUCCAACGAGGCUAUAAAUUCGAUGCUAUCCUGGGUGGCAGCGAGGAGAUCCUUGCGGAUUUGGCCGUCAGAAUGGCGGUUAAGGGCGGUAUUAAGUCGGUGCUGUAGAUGCGAUGGUGGAUAAGUGAUACCUGUAUUAUACUAUACACUAGAUAUUGGCUUUCUUUCUUUCUUUCUUUCUGUACUAGUACCCAAGUAUUGUAUAUAUUGAUGCAUCGUUUCGUUUGGGAAUUUGAUAGUUAUGGAACUAGAUUGUCUCUUGUGCCGUGUAUCAUGAUGGGUGCAGUGGGUCGUCUGCUG